UCAUUCGCCGUUUGGAGCGCGCUCGGAGUGGUUUGCUUGGAUUACGGUUUGAUAGAGUCUGCGGCCGCGUGUUUGUACCUCCACCGCUGGUCUAUUAGAACUUUGUUGUUGCUGCGUGAGUGCAGACAGAAGAAUAGAGCUGCAUGUAGCCGACAGCACCUUUACCGCCGGUCGAAAUUAAUUUCAUGUUUGUUCGUCCGUUUGGUUUGGCAAUACCUGGGCAGUAGUGCGGUGACGGGAUUUGAAUUAUUUAUGUUUUUUAUUCGUUCCGGUUCGCAGAACAUGCGUUCACACUCCACACGCUGCAGUGGUAACUGGUGAAGUGUUCAGUUACAGCUCGAGGCCGAGGUAUCCAGAAGUGAGAAGAAGCCAAAUUCCGGUGCUGCUCGAUGGGCCAUGCGGGUUUAGUGAAAGGAUGUGGUUCUGUUCCGCGUUAAGGCACUGUUAACUAAGAUUCUACUUGGCGUUCGCGGCUGAUCAGCGGAACGAGUGCCGCCUUGCUGACACGGUUGACCGGAUUUUUGGAUUUUUGUAAUCCGUUUGGUGUAUAGUGUUGAAACAGUGAACGAAGUGAUUGUAGGUGUUCGAUGUGAACGUAACUCUCGUUAGUGGAUUUAUUUGUUUUGAUAAGCCAAACGAGCUUCCGAAGAGACCCUGAUUGAAACGCUGGAAGAGAUCUUCGUUCGGUGAUGCAAUCCCUUGUUGCGUGAAGCAGUAGUGAUUAAUUUUAGCACACAUGAUAUUACCAUAUACCGUCCGUGACAGUGAUUGCAAAAAAAAACUCCGUGGCUGGGAAAUUGUUUAGAAAACCGGAAAUAAGCUCCAAUAAAAAGUGUAUUUUUAUCUCAACUGAAGAAUCUCCAUAAGCAGCAGAAGAAACCGCUCCUACCGUUCACUUCAUGGCUCUGAAGCAGUGCAAAUCGACUGUAUUGUAGUGGUGAGCUGUAUUGCAUGAAACCGAUUCUCCGACAACGACGGGUGCAAGUCUCCGCCCGUGCGCUCGUCGGGCGUCAAGCACCAUCAUUCGGAUUUCGGAAGAAGAGUGGUUGCUUGUUGUGCUGAUUUUAUUGUUUGGAAGAAGAAAGGAUAACCGAAUGAAGUGAGAGAACCGCCAGGUCAAGGUUAUUUAGAUAUUGCUGAACCUAACCUCCUGUUUGAACGAAGUCGUUUCGGUGUGACCUUAUCGUGUUAGAAAAUGAUUUUUAUGUGAUUCGUCAGUUGGAUAUAUUUUGUAUAUAAUGUAAAGUGAGCCUGAUAUUUGAGAUUAUUUGCUGCUGCGAGUGUUGCACAUUUUCCUCAGUGAAACGGAAACUGCUAGGACGAUUACAUUUUUGUAAGGGUCUUGUGUUUCGUCAGCGGCAUUGAAAUUAUAGCAGCACUGUUGAGCCAGCGUCGGAAUGCUUAUCAUGCCUGAACAUCUCUCCGUAAUGUUGUUUCCAAAUCAGUGAUAAAUAUUUGUAAACCAAGCAAGAAAAAAAAAUCAAAUUCACUCGGUGUGACAGAACGGAAGACUCGUCCCCUAACAUGUCCAAAACGAUCGAAACGCACCUGCAGAGCAACGAGGUCCGAAUCCCGAAGAAAACGGGAUUCGACGUGUCCUCGUCGGCUGCCCCCAGCCAGUACUUCAAGAGUUCCUUCGCCCGGUCGUUGUCGUUCAGUCAGACCGGUGGCAGCCCGUACGGUGCCGGUGGGUCCGAUCAGCACCACUUUACCCGAUCGCUCGAUUUCGAGGUGAACUUCGGGCUCGCUACCAUUCCGGAUCAGCCGUCGUCGGCGGUUGGUUCGGCGCAGACUACGCCGUCCGCCUCGCCGGUUUAUGAUCCGGAGCGCGACGGCGGCAACGCGAAAACCAAACUGAUCAACGGAAUCGCAACCAGCAACGGAGGAGUCGUCAAAACGCUGUGGAACUAUUCCAAGGGAUCGGACACCAAAACGGCCUCCCCCGGAGGAACCCCAACGAAACUAUCGAUGGCAACGGUGACUCUGGUGCCACCUCAUUCAUCCGCUGUCUCAGUGUUGCCGUCCAGCUCCGGCUCAUCGUCAUCGUCUACGCGAAAGAGCGUUGAAGCCAACGAAAUUGAAGUUCUUCGACUAAGAAAGGAAUGCCAAAAUCUCAUCGAGGAGAAUCGCCGUCUGGUGACUCUGGCCGCCAAUAGCGGAUAUGCUAUCAACGGUGUGAUGAACGGCGGUGGCAGCAGCAGCAGCAAUGCCGGUGGAAUAGGAGGUGGAGCGAACGGGAGCGGUAGCAGUAGCCUUGCAACUCUUGGGCUCGGUCUUGCCGGUGGGGGAGCGACCUACUCCAAUGUCGAAACUGUGAUCCUUCAAACUCAGGUGGAAACCCUGCAGUGGCAACUAAAGCAGGUCGACUCCAGCCGACAGAUGUACCGUGCCGUGAUGGAGGAGGUCGUUCGCUACCUGGACCGAUGCUACCGGAGUCUGGACGCGUUGCAACCGAACAUCAUCGGCCGGUCUAAGAGUGUCCUCCAGGUGUCGAAGGUGCACAGCAGCAGUAACCACAACAACAGCAUCAACCACGACUCGGACAGUAGCAGUGCCAGCAGUCCCCGGGCCCGCAGCAGUACCAAUCUCAACGAUGUUCAGAGAACCUACACCAAAAAGCAGCAGGAGUUGCUGCAGCUUCACCACCAGCAGCAGCUGCAUCAACAACAUCCGGCCAGUUCGGGGUCCGCCACUCCGCUGCUGGACGACGAAUGUGCGCCGCCUUCGCCUGCCAGCUCGUACAGCACUUUCCGAGAUUUUACCUGGCGCCGUUCGCCGAAACGCACCCAGACUCUGCCAAUUUCCAGCAUCGAAGUUGAUCCGGAGAAGCUGGCCCAGGAAGCGUUCCGGUUGUUGCGGACGGUACAGAAUCUGCUCAACACCCAGGAGCCAACGCUGUCGCAGUCGUCCACCGCCCUGGAUAGCCUUUUGCUGGCCUCGGCGGCCGGAUCGGCAACGGGGAGCACCUCCACCUUAACGGGCGUUGGAGGGCCAACCGGAGGGUCCUCAACGGCGACGGUCCAUCACCAUCAUCAUCAUCACCACAUGCCGGGAGCGGUGGAAGCAAUGUACGGUGGGGUGGUAAACGCUAGGAAUAAUGUUGGCUUCAGCCGAAAGUUGAACAUGAGAGGAAGCCGGCUGUCGCUGAGAAGUAGUACGGAUGAUUCGGUGCAUUCAACGUCGUCGUCAAACAAAACGGAAACGGAUGAAGACAACACGGACAGGCCUUCGCCUCCAUUGGGCCAUCAUUUGCACCAUCCUUUGGUGCAUCAGCAUCAGAAUAGUGGAGCUAGUAGCAGUAGUAGCAGCACUACCAGUAGCAAUAGUGGCCAUCUAAUCAACCACCGUCAUAGUGCAAACAUCGACCGCAUCAAAGAGAUGAUGAUCAGCUCAGCGGAGGACGAAAGUGGGUUUAGUUCGAUGAAUUCCUUCCAAGAGAUCGGUCUUCCGCUUAUAAACUCGACCGUCCUAUCCGCGGCAUCUUCCACAACGGGCGUCUGCUCAGCAGAUUCCAAUUCAUCGGCUGCUUCCUCAACUGGGUCAGUUUCCUUCGUAUCCGAUGAAUCCUCUGAUCUGCGGGAUAACACCGUCAUCCCGACCAGCAACGUAACAACGAUCGCCAUAAACGGAGCUUCAUCUGUGUCUUCUUCAUCUUCCACCUCCACACUCACCAACAGUAGCAAACAGCUCUCUGACAAACUGGGCAUCCCGUCCCCAUCCAAGGCACCGGAAAUCCCAGCCCGGGUAACGCAAUCGCCUGCCUACGAGCACCACAAUCACUUCAUCAACCAUCGACGGUGGGAUUCGGCGCCGGUUGUGCCUCCAAAGUUGAAGCUCCACGGCACCGAUUCGGACGGCGGCGUUUCGUCGCGGGUCCUCUGGGUGUAGCGGUGAUAGAAUCCGGCUCGAAUGGCGGGAGCUCUAGCCCUGUCAUCGCCGUCGCUCUCCUCGCAUAUGCGCUUUCUUUUAAGUUUGGCUUGCUGUAGGCUCUCGAGAGCAACUAACUCCAAAAAAUAAUCCAAGAUUGAGCGUCUAAAAAGUUCGGUUAAUUUAGACAAAACAUAAUCCUAGUUUUCUUUUCUGAGUAUUUAUAUCUUCUGAAAGUUCUUCCAAUGUGCGUUGUUUCGAAUGUUGCCGAAAAGAAAUGAUCAGUAAAAUAUUGCAUUUAUUUAGGAAAUGUGUAGUUUUAAAUCAGUUGCAACCAUACCCGGAAAAUUUACGAGUUCAAUGUAAAUUAAACCAGGAACCAUAUUUUAUUACCAAAGCUAAUAAACCCGUGAAAGAUUUGGAUGCGUUUGUUGAGAAAUGUUUCAGUGUAGACACGAACCUUUUACAGCGAAACGAUUCAACGUUCAUUAUUCGAUUUGAACACAAACGGAUGAGAGGAUGCUUUCCAAAUCCAAGAAUAAUAUUUUAAUUGCAAUAGACGAUAAACUAAUAUGAGCAUUUAUAUAACUCGUGUACUUAUCUAUAACAUUACUAUCAAACUAAUUCUAUUGUCACUAUUAUUAUUAUCAUAGGAUCUUUAAAUGUAAAACUACCCGCGUCGUAAGAGAAAACACCAAUAGAUUAUUUUACUACAACUUGUAUCGCUGCAAAGCAAAAA
Molecule: messenger RNA, 4606 nt
Organism: Armigeres subalbatus
Lineage: Eukaryota; Metazoa; Arthropoda; Insecta; Diptera; Culicidae
Product: hybrid signal transduction histidine kinase M
Exons: 7
Coding region: 1525-3888 (787 amino acids)
Source: RefSeq, a predicted model, not a curated record